Asparagus officinalis (garden asparagus) is the source of this 888-nucleotide messenger RNA. RefSeq lists its product as uncharacterized. The record is from RefSeq and is a predicted model, not a curated record. Lineage: Eukaryota; Viridiplantae; Streptophyta; Magnoliopsida; Asparagales; Asparagaceae. The coding region runs from base 1 to 888 and encodes 295 amino acids. The transcript has a single exon.
AUGUGUUCUGAGUUCCUCUGGAAUCAAAAAAUCCCCUUAGUCUCCUGGAAAUCAAUUUGCAAAGAUAAAAAAUAUGGAGGUCUGGGCGUUUUCUCAGCUAAGACAUGGAAUUGUGCUGCUGCAUUGAAGCUCUUGUGGAUAAUUCACCUCAAAAAGGAUUCUCUUUGGAUUAAAUGGGUGCAUGGUAAUUACUUGCAGCAGUCUGAUAUUUGGCAAGUUCAUGUGAAGUUGAAUGAUUCUUGGAUGUGGAAACAACUUCUAAAGGUCAGAGAUAAAUUGAUUAGAAGAUUUGGAAGUGUUAACAGCUUGCAAAACAUCUUAUCUAAAUGCUGUAUUGGUGAGAAAAUAAGCAUAUCAGGAGUUUACAGAAUUCUUCUUCAACCUGAUCAAGUUGCUGCCUGGUACAACACAGUUUGGGACAACAUUAGUUAUCCAAAACAUUCUUUUGUUACCUGGCUAGCCAUUCAAUCAAGACUGCUCACUCAGGACAGGUUAUGUGGUAUGGGGAUCCUUGCUGCUAAUCAAUGUGUUAUGUGCACAAACUUCCCAGAAUCUUGUGGCCACCUAUUCUUUGAUUGUCAAUUUUCAGCUCUUGUAUGGAAUAUGGUGAUGGACUGGCUUAAAUUCUCUUGGAGAUCCUGUUCAUGGGGAUACAUCAUCAAUUGGUAUAAUUCCAGGUUGAAAAGGAAAGGAUUUAUGGAAAAGCUAAAGAGAAUGGCGCUUACAGCCUCUAUAUAUUGGAUUUGGCAAGAGAGGAAUUUUAGAAUAUUUCAAAGCAAAGCUCGGCAACCUGAGAAGAUUUUCCGAGCUAUAAGGAUAUCCAUCUUCUCCAAAAUUAUGAAUGAUAAUUUUCCUAUUCACAUAAAAGAGAGAAUUCAGGCAUUGUAA